AUCCUCCACUUCUCACACCUCUCCACCGCUAAAUAUUUCUUCAGUUCAAUCUCUCCUCCAGUCGACAUGGAUCCAGUAAACGUUUGGGGAAAUUCUCCUCUGCACACGGUGGACCCAGAAAUUCAUGACUUGAUUGAGAAGGAGAAGCGUCGGCAAUGCACCGGAAUCGAGCUCAUCGCCUCCGAGAACUUCACUUCAUUCGCAGUCAUUGAGGCCCUUGGCAGUGCCCUCACUAACAAGUAUUCCGAGGGAAUGCCCGGUAACCGCUACUAUGGUGGCAAUGAAUAUAUUGACAAGAUCGAGAACCUGUGCUGUUCCCGGGCUCUCCAGGCUUUCAACCUCCACCCCACCAAAUGGGGAGUAAAUGUCCAGCCUUACUCUGGUUCUCCGGCUAAUUUCGCCGCAUACACUGCCGUUCUCCAGCCCCACGAUAGGAUCAUGGGCUUGGACCUUCCUUCCGGUGGUCAUUUGACUCAUGGGUACUAUACCUCUGGUGGGAAGAAGAUCUCUGCUACCUCGAUUUACUUUGAAAGCUUGCCUUACAAGGUUAACUUUGAAACUGGGUUUAUUGAUUAUGAUAAGUUGGAGGAGAAGGCAAUGGAUUUUAGGCCCAAGCUGAUUAUCUGUGGUGGCAGUGCUUACCCGAGGGAUUGGGAUUAUGCUAGGUUCAGGUCUGUUGCAGACAAGUGCGGUGCGCUCUUGCUCUGCGAUAUGGCUCACACUAGCGGUCUCAUUGCUGCUCAGGAACUUGCCAACCCUUUUGAGUACUGUGAUAUUGUGACAAGCACCACUCACAAAAGCUUGAGGGGUCCUAGGGCUGGUAUGAUCUUCUACAGGAAGGGGCCCAAACCAGCCAAGAAGGGCCAGCCAGAGGAUGCAGUAUAUGACUUUGAAGACAAGAUCAACUUCGCAGUAUUCCCCUCGCUUCAGGGCGGUCCCCACAAUCAGCAGAUUGGUGCUUUGGCUGUUGGAUUGAAACAAGCCAUGACCCCUGGGUUCAAGGCUUAUGCCAAACAAGUCAAGGCCAAUGCUGUUGCCCUCGGAAACUACUUGAUGAGCAAGGGAUACAAGUUGGUCACUGGAGGAACUGAGAACCACCUUGUCCUCUGGGAUCUUCGACCUCUUGGAUUGACCGGCAACAAGGUUGAAAAGCUGUGUGAUCUUUGCAACAUCACGGUAAACAAGAAUGCUGUGUUUGGUGACAGCAGUGCUUUGGCUCCUGGAGGAGUAAGAAUUGGUGCCCCAGCCAUGACUUCAAGAGGUUUGGUCGAGAAGGACUUUUUGCAGAUUGGAGAAUUCCUCCACCGUGCUAUAACCAUCACUUUGUGCAUCCAAAAGGAACAUGGAAAGCUCUUGAAGGACUUCAACAAGGGUCUGGUGAACAACAAGGACAUUGAGGCCCUCAAGGCUGACGUUGAGAAGUUUGCUUCCUCAUUUGACAUGCCUGGUUUCCUGAUGUCCGAACUGAAGUACAAGAUUUAAGUCUAAAUACUUGUGUACUAUUUAGCUUCUCAAUCACUGAAAAGUUGCUUCAGUUCCCACUGUGAAGAGGAAAGGGCAUCUUCUAUGUUUGUUGGGUAUUGGUCUUGUAGGUUGGCUGUGAGAAUUUCAUCAUUGGUCCUCAUGUUUGGUUGUUGAGGUGGGGAUGUCUGAUCCUCUCAGUAACUGAAUGAGUUGCUUGUUGCAUAUAUUGUCUGUUCAUCUGUAGGUUCCCCAAUCAAUAAAGUGAGUUGCUGUGUUUUAGACUUC
Molecule: messenger RNA, 1749 nt
Organism: Manihot esculenta (cassava)
Lineage: Eukaryota; Viridiplantae; Streptophyta; Magnoliopsida; Malpighiales; Euphorbiaceae
Product: serine hydroxymethyltransferase 4
Exons: 4
Coding region: 67-1482 (471 amino acids)
Biological process (GO): L-serine catabolic process; folic acid metabolic process; tetrahydrofolate interconversion
Cellular component (GO): cytoplasm
Molecular function (GO): cobalt ion binding; zinc ion binding; pyridoxal phosphate binding
Source: RefSeq, a predicted model, not a curated record